AUGCCAAAGAACAAGAAGCUAGGGUCGGUAUUGCCAGCCGAAGCCGUUGGACAAAGUAUGGGAGGUCCUAGUGGACGCUUAUCCACGUCUCUUGAGAUUGAAGACUCAUCAAAUGAGAACCUCAAGCAUCGCCUUCAUGAGUGGGCAGGCGAACGCAACGAUGACGAGGCAGGUUCGGAAUACGAGAUGCUUAUGGACCCAAAUCUACCUCAGGAGUAUGAGACGCGACGAAAGGGUUCAGGAGAGUCUGGUGAUGAAGCAGCGCUGCUCAGUGAUGAUGCAGAAGACGAAGAGGAAGAAAACUCCCCUUAUCCUGAAGUUCGAGCUGCGGUAAGAAACUUCGACGAAGAUCUUCCAUGCAAUACAGUGAGAGCUUGGACUAUCGGCAUGAUUUUCGUCGUUACUGGAGCGGCUGUAAAUACGUUAUUCUCUCUCCGCCAACCAUCCAUCAGUAUUGGGCCUCUCGUCGCUCAAAUUGUUGCGUGGCCUAUAGGCAAUGCCUGGGCGUUGUUAGUGACUGACAGGGAGUUCAACACUUUUGGUAUAACGUGGACUCUGAAUCCCGGCCCCUUUAAUGUCAAGGAACACUCAAUUAUCGUUGUCAUGGCCAGUGUAUCAUUCUCUGUUGCGUAUGCCACGGAUAUCAUCCUUGCACAGGUCAUCUUCUACAAGCAGGACUUUGGUCUUGUGUUCCAGCUUCUCCUGACUAUCUCAACGCAAUCUGCAAGUUGUCCCUAUGUCACAGUGGUCCUUCAACUAACCUUAGAAGUCUAUCCUGCAUCCAUGAUCUGGCCCGAGAAUCUUGUUGGUGUAACUCUUAUGAAUGCCAUGUACGAGACAAACGACACACCAGACCCUGCCAUUAUAGGAGGCAGAAUGCACAGAUACAAGUGGUUCGCCAUUGUAACUGCAUGUUCCUUCGUAUACUACUUCAUUCCCGGCUUUCUCGCGCAAUUUUUGAGUAUCUUUGCUGUGGCAACAUGGAUGGCGCCCCAGAAUCCUAUUGUGAAUCAGCUGUUUGGAGGGCAGACGGGUGUUUCGCUUCUUCCUAUCACCUUCGACUGGACUCAAAUAGCAGGAUACGUUGGCUCGCCGCUCAUUCCGCCGUGGCAUGCUAUCGCCAAUACCGUCAUCGGAGUUGUUGUAUUCUUCGUUAUAGGAUCAUCCUUUCUUCACUAUGGCGGAGCGUGGUAUGCUGAGUAUUUGCCCAUGAGUGACUCCUCAGUUUACGACAAUAAAGGAAACCCAUACAACACCUCACGGAUUCUCACGAAAAACUUUGAAUUGGAUGAAGAAGAGUACAAGAACUACUCACCCCUUUUUCUUAGCACCACUUUUGCCAUGUCUUAUGGCUUGUCAUUCGCUGCUAUAUCGUCACUAAUUGUCUACACCUAUCUGCACAAUGGAAAGCAGAUCUGGCAACAAUGGAGAAACAGCACCAACGAGAAGCCUGACAUUCACAUGAAACUCAUGAGAAAGUAUAAAGAGGCGCCUACGUGGUGGUAUAUGUCCCUGUUUGCUAUUAUGCUGCUUAUAGGAUUCUAUACAGUACUAGGCUACCCAACCAAUCUCUCCUGGUGGGCUUUUCUGCUUGCAAUAGCCAUCUCUUUUGGUUUUGCUCUGCCUAUAGGCAUUAUCCAAGCUGUUACAAAUACUCAGAUUGGGUUGAAUGUCUUGACCGAGUUCGUCUAUGGAUACCUUCAGCCAGGCCGGCCUCUGGCGCUCAUGAUGGCGCAAUCACUUCGGUUUGUCUCGGACUUGAAGUUCGGACAUUACAUGAAAAUCCCCCCUCGAACCAUGUUCCUGUCUCAAGUCGUUGCCACUACAUUCUCGUGCUUUAUACAGAUCGUCGUUCUAAAUCUGUCCCUGAAAAGAAUACCUCAAGUCUGCACUCAUGAGCAAGUCGACCACUUUACGUGCCCCGGUGGCCGUGUCUUCUUUGCCGCGAGUGUCAUCUGGGGCCUUCUAGGCCCUGCACGCAUGUUUUCCCCUGGUCAGGUAUACUCUGGCCUCUUUGUCUUCUUCAUCGUGGGUGCCAUUACACCAAUAGUCAUCUAUGUCUCAGCCAAACGAUGGCCGAGGUCUCCGGUGCGAUAUCUCAUGGCACCCCUCAUAUUUGGAGGUGCAGGGGCAAUCCCGCCGGCAACACCGCUGAAUUAUCUCUCAUGGGGCAUUGUUGGCUUCGUCUUCCAGUUCUGGAUCAAGAAGCGCCACUUCAGGUGGUGGACCAGACUCAACUUCCUAACCUCGUCAGCUCUCGAUCUAGGUCUCGCCCUAGCGACUUUGUUCAUCUUCUUUGCUUUUACGCUUCACGGUGUAGAUCCGCCAAGCUGGUGGGGGAACAACAUUGUCACUUCGACGAUGGAUGUCCAGGGGACCGCGAUACAAGCUCAUGUACCGGAUGGAGAGCGAUUCGGGCCCGAGAACUGGUGA
Messenger RNA from Fusarium subglutinans, 2433 nucleotides. RefSeq names its product sexual differentiation process isp4. Gene Ontology annotation, biological process: transmembrane transport. The transcript is spliced from 7 exons. The record is from RefSeq and is a predicted model, not a curated record. Bases 1 to 2433 code for a protein of 810 amino acids. Lineage: Eukaryota; Fungi; Ascomycota; Sordariomycetes; Hypocreales; Nectriaceae. Gene Ontology annotation, molecular function: oligopeptide transmembrane transporter activity.